Gaeumannomyces tritici R3-111a-1 is the source of this 303-nucleotide messenger RNA. RefSeq lists its product as hypothetical. Lineage: Eukaryota; Fungi; Ascomycota; Sordariomycetes; Magnaporthales; Magnaporthaceae. The record is from RefSeq and is a predicted model, not a curated record. The transcript has a single exon. Bases 1 to 303 code for a protein of 100 amino acids.
AUGGAGGAGAGGCAUGCAAUAGGAAGAGCUGGUCAGGGGAAGCAGGGGAGCGUGAAGCAAGCGAAACCGGUGAAUCUAGCGCUAGCCCGCCCGAGCCCGGGCAGGUGUCUCAACCAGUUGUCCGGGCGGGCCGCAGCGCCUGCCAUCUCCAGGCUUCGUGCCGUGACCACCGCGAAGCAAUGGUGUCUGGCUGGGGGCUCUGUUGGUUCUGAGCCGUGUGCGCUGCCCGCCACUGUCAGUGGCAACAAGACCGGUGCCUGGCCAAACAUUGGGGGGCUGAAAGGCGAUGAUGAGAUCGGCUAG